Molecule: messenger RNA, 960 nt
Organism: Penicillium canariense
Lineage: Eukaryota; Fungi; Ascomycota; Eurotiomycetes; Eurotiales; Aspergillaceae
Product: SDR family oxidoreductase
Exons: 3
Coding region: 1-960 (319 amino acids)
Biological process (GO): sphingolipid biosynthetic process
Cellular component (GO): endoplasmic reticulum membrane
Molecular function (GO): 3-dehydrosphinganine reductase activity
Source: RefSeq, a predicted model, not a curated record
AUGGGCUGGUUUGGCAAAAGCCAUAUGCCCGUCGACGGACUGACCGUCCUCUUGACGGGAGCGUCUGAAGGUACGGGUCGUAGUGCAGCGUGCCAGCUCUCCGCCAAAGGCGCAAACAUUUGCAUCGUCGCCCGGAGCCUUGAGAAACUUGAGGAUGCGCUGGUCGAGAUCAAGGCCGCAGCCAAGCAUCCCAGCUCUCAACGCUUCUUCUAUAUAUCCGCCGACGUCAGCGAGCCCAACUACGCGGCUGGAGUCGUCGCCUCGGUCGCGGCCUGGAACGGCGGACACCCGCCCGACAUCGUGUGGUGCGUAGCCGGGCUCUCGACGCCGAUGCUGUGGACCGACGAGGGCUCGCUCGAGGCCGCCCGGCGCAACAUGGACGUCAACUACUUUGGCACGGCCGAGAUGUCGCGGGCCAUCCUGCGCGAGUGGUUUUCGCCAGAACAGAAAGGCGGCCGGAACAAGCAGCCCAAGCACUUCAUCAUGACGGCGUCCGUCCUGGGGCUCUUCGGCCUGGUGGGAUAUGCACCUUACACGCCGAGCAAGUGGGCGCUCCGGGGGCUCGCGGACACAUUGGCUAUGGAGGUGAAGCUCUACCUGGACAAUCCAGUCAAGAUCCACGUCGUGUGCCCGGCCACGAUCACGACGGCCGGGUUCGAGGCCGAGAACCGCACCAAGCACGCCGUGUCGCUAGAGAUGGAGGAGCAUGAUAAGCCGCAGACGGCGCAGGAGGUGGCGCGCAAGGCGAUUCAAGGGCUGGAGGGCGGCCAGUACCUGGUGACAACGUCCUUCUUGGGGCACCUGAUGCGCUGGGGAGCUGUUGGCGGCUCGCCGAGGAAUAAUUGGGUUGUUGACACAAUCAUGGGCUGGUUCAUGCCAGUUGUGUAUUUUUUCGUGCUAAGGGGGCUGAAUGGCCAGGUCGAGGAGUGGGCGAAGAAGCACGGCAGUCCAGCUAUGUAG